UGGGGCGAUGAAUUUAGUGUCCUGCGAUCACCCCAGUCAGUGGUUUUUCGAGAUGGAGGGGCCGCUUCCUGGCGAGAGGAUCCCUGAUGUAGCUGCAUUAUCCAUGGGCUUUUCUGUUGAAGAUGACCUUCCUUGGCCUGGGCUUGGAGUGGGUGACUGGUUUAACAGACCACGAGCUACUGUGCUGGUGACGGUGAAAGGAGUAGACAAGCUGACGUUGCCCGAGAAGGGGGUUUCCUACCCUAUUGAGAAUGCUGUUCCUUUCAGUCUUGACAGUGUUGCCAGCGCUAUUCACUCGUUGUUCUCUGAGGAAACUCCCGUUGUCCUGCAGCUGGCCCCUAGCGAGGAGAGGGUGUACAUGGUGGGAAAGGCAAACUCAGUAUUUGAAGAUCUUUCUGUCACACUGCGCCAGCUGCGAAACCGCUUGUUCCAGGAUAACUCCAUUCUCAGCUCCCUUCCUCUAAACUCCCUCAGCAGAAACAAUGAGGUUGACCUUCUUUUUCUGUCUGAACUACAAGUCCUACAUGAUAUUGCAAGUCUGUUGUCUCGACACAAGCUUGGCCAAAGACCGCUCACCAGACCUGUAUUCUCUGGAACUGUCUGGCUUGGAAGAGAUUGGGAAACGUACGGGGAAGAUUCCCAGCAAUUCAAGGAUGCUUCUCAAAUUCUUGCAGAAUCUCUGCAAAAGUUUGCGGAUGAGAUGUAUAAUCUCUAUGGCGGAAAUGCAGUCGUAGAGGUGGUGGCUGUAAAAGAAUUUAAUUCUGCUCUCAACAGGAAGACUCGUUCCGUUCUCCAGUCUACAGAGAGCGAUGAAGAUAAUCCAUAUAACCUUGCCUACGAGUAUAACUAUGACUACGCUGUCGUCUUCAACAUUAUUCUGUGGUUGAUGAUAGGUCUGGCUUUAGCUGUUAUAGUUGUCUCCUACAACCUCUGGAAUAUGGAUCCUGGCUAUGACAGCAUUAUUUAUAGGAUGACAAACCAGAAGAUAAGAAUGGAUUAAACUGCACUGUGUUCCAGUACAGCAAAAUGAUGAAGAAUAAGGUUUCCUUUAAAUUAUGUGAAAGCAAAU
Molecule: messenger RNA, 1069 nt
Organism: Tinamus guttatus (white-throated tinamou)
Lineage: Eukaryota; Metazoa; Chordata; Aves; Tinamiformes; Tinamidae
Gene: ATP6AP2
Product: ATPase H+ transporting accessory protein 2
Biological process (GO): positive regulation of Wnt signaling pathway
Cellular component (GO): external side of plasma membrane; membrane
Molecular function (GO): signaling receptor activity
Source: RefSeq, a predicted model, not a curated record